Xenia sp. Carnegie-2017 is the source of this 4494-nucleotide messenger RNA. Its product is annotated as tyrosine-protein phosphatase Lar-like. Bases 106 to 4191 code for a protein of 1361 amino acids. Gene Ontology annotation, biological process: protein dephosphorylation. The transcript has 26 exons. Lineage: Eukaryota; Metazoa; Cnidaria; Anthozoa; Malacalcyonacea; Xeniidae. Gene Ontology annotation, molecular function: protein tyrosine phosphatase activity; protein binding; carbohydrate binding. The record is from RefSeq and is a predicted model, not a curated record.
AAAAUUUAUGAUUUAUACUUCCGUGUUUAUUUGACCCUCGUCUGUCAUUGCAAUGAAAAAUAUAACGAUUCCUGUUUGAAAUUCACGUAUUUGAGUAAUUGAAUUAUGAUGGAAAUCAAUCAACAUUAUCGCUUCUUCAUUUUCGCGGCAAUUUUGCUCUUUUCUAUACAAGGGACCACUGGAUUUUUCUUGAAACAUACUAUAACUGGAAAAUGUGUUUAUAGUACAAACAUAACAAAAUCAUUCAAUGAAACGCGAGAUUUUAAGUACUUGGAACUCGCCGACGAAUGUUUCGAUUCGGCGUCUCAGUUCAAAUAUCGAAAUAACGGCGCCAUAUUCAGUUUAAAUGUUCCAGGAUGUCUUGAGGGAUUUGGCGAUGAUCCUGAAAUAUUAUAUAUCAACGCUGAAUCUGAUAACAACAGUACAAGGCAUGCUUGUAGAAACGAAACUGCUGUUGACCAAACCUUAUGGGGAGGUUUACGUUUUCGCCAUUCUCUUUCCAAAAGUAAUCGGUGUGCAGUAACAUAUAAACCUGAAAACAAUCAAAAAAUUGGAGCUAAAUUAAAAAUUACAAAUUGCAAUGAUGACGUAAACAAACGAUUUAUUUUCGGGUCUGCAACAUGUCUUGAAAACAAUAUAACAAACGCUGGCUGUGGCAAAAGUCAAUACAUGGUUAUAAAAUUUGCAGAAUAUCGUAGUUUGAAAAAUAAUAAUACUUGUGGUUCAAGUUAUGAUUACAGUUGUAGCUUUAACGUUACUUGUCAUCUGAAAAGGCAGUGUGAUGGUAAACGAGAGUGCAAUAUAAUCGUGGAUGAUAAUCUCUUUCCUUCCACAAUUUGUUUUGGUUCGCACAAGUAUCUGUACUUUGAAUAUCAAUGCAAAGAUAACAUGACGUCAUUCAAUGAGACCUGCUUCAAAUUGCUUUCAAAUAGCCCAAUCGGUCUUCGAGUUCAUUCCAUUGCGUCAAGAUAUGUUAAAAUAUCCUGGAUGUAUCAACAAAAUAUUACAGUGAACCCUAACACAAGUGGCAUAAAUUCUUUGACUGAGCUUAUGUUCAUAUUGAAGAGGCAGAUAGAAGUAUCAAAUAAAACUGUGUUAGCUAAUGUUAGCAGACCUUACAUGUUGAGCGGUCUUAGUCCAGACACGAUGUAUACAGUUGUGGUGACUGCUGGAAAAUCAUUUUCAAAUAUUUUCUUCAAGACGGAUGAAGAUGUACCAGGAGGUCCACCAUUGAAUGUCAGUGUUGCUGUCAUUAACAGUUCAUCGAUUUCCCUCUCUUGGGAGCCACCAGACGUAAACAAAAGAAACGGGAAAAUAAUCAGUUACACUGUUUGUCUAGCACAAUGGCAAAAUGUCACGUGUUUAAGAACGUUUACCACAGAAAGUCAAAGUUUAAACAUCACUGAAUUAAAACCAUUGACAACAUAUUACGCUCGUGUCUCGGCUAGUACCAAAGCUGGUAAUGGAAAUUACAGUGAAAGUCAAGUGGCAAUAACAAAUGAACUUCAACCGAGUGUAGUCGCCAACUCUACGGAUAAAACAUUGAUGUAUUCUUUGAGGAUUCCUAAUGUAACAUAUCAGUAUUUCUUUGUAAUUGUUAUGGAAGGUGACAAACCGAAUCCCCCACCACCUUCUCAAUUAGAAAUUGAAGAGUUGGAAGAGUAUUCAUGCCUUUACAUUGCUGCCGUGAUUAAGCUCGAAGGUGGGGGCCUUUUCAUGUUUACACUUGGUGAUGGCUCUAAUUCCAGUAUUACGAGACCACGGAAACGACGGUCUACCGAAAAAAAUUAUUAUAAUCACCCAUUGAAAGCCAACACAAAUUAUCGAGUUUUCCAAAGAGUCGUGUUAAAUGAUACGGGAGCUUAUUAUUCAACCGAUUGGAGUCCUAUUGCAAAAACUGGGCCUGCCAAAACUGCUACUUCUCCAACUCAAACUCUUCCUUCUCCUCAAACUACUCCUAAAACUCCUUCUCUCCGAACUCUUUCACAUCAAACUGCUGCUCUUCAACCUACUCCUCAAACUCCUCCUCCUCAAAUUUCACCACAUCAUUUUUCAACUUCAACUUUGACUCCCAUGUUAACUCUAUCUUCGACUCCAACUUCAUUUCUUACUCCAAGUGUUGGUAAAGAUGACGACCUGAACAUGCUAAUUAUUAUAUCUAUUGCUGGUGGUGGUGGUGUAGUUUUUAUUAUCGUUUUGAUGGUCGUCGUAAUUUGCUUAAAAAGAAGACGAGAUGUUAGGAAAAAAACGAAAUUAUAUUUGCAGUCUGAAGAACAAGAAGAAAAAACACGUGAAUUUUCCGUUAGCAAUCCAGCGUUUAUCACUGAUAACGUCGAUGGUCCUGUUGAAACGAGUAUUGAAGAUAACAACACGAUUAGCGAGUCGAUUCCCGAAGACGACACAUACACAAACAAUGAAUCCAUUGUGGUACGGAAUCAUUUUCCAGUUCCUCUUGAAAAGUUUAAUGAACACGUAAUAAAACUGAGACAAAAGAACAUGCAGGAAUUAAAACUGGAAUUCGAGGAUUUACCAAAUAAUCAGAAAUGCGACUGGGCUGUUUCCAAAAGUGCUCUAAAUUCUUCGAAAAACCGAUAUGGAAACGCAGUGACAUACGACCAUUCUCGUGUGAUUCUCUCUGGUGAUGAAACAACUGAUUAUAUCAAUGCUUCCUUUAUUGACGGAAAAUCUGAGAAGUAUUACAUUGCAACCCAAGGACCCAAACCUGUAACAAUUGAUGAUUUCUGGAGAAUGAUAUUUGAACACAAGUGUUCAACCAUUGUUAUGUUGACGACUUUAAAAGAAAUGGGGAGGGUAAAAUGUGAAAAAUAUUGGCCAAAUGAAUCUAACUCAUACGGUGAAAUUAAAGUGACCGUCACUAAGUCAAAAAUAUUUGCUGAUUACGUCACGCGCAUCAUGCUUGUUGAAAAGGACGGAGAACAACUCAAAGUCGAGCAGUUUCACUACAAAUCAUGGCCGGAUUAUGGAGUACCUCGAUAUCCAACGCAAUUGUUGACUUUCACAAAACAUUUUAAGCUAUCGCACAAGACAAGAUCCGGUCCAGCCGUCGUCCAUUGCAGUGCUGGUGUUGGUCGAACUGGAGUAUUUAUUGCCAUAGAUAAGAUCAUGGAUGAUCUUGAUGAUAAUCAUGAAACAAGUGUUGAUGUAUUUGGUUUUGUGAAAGAGAUGAGAUUGCGGCGCAUAAACAUGGUCCAGACAAUGGAUCAAUAUAUGUUCAUUCAUGACGCCAUUAUCGAUCACAUUAAAUGCGGAGCAAAUGAAGUUGAGGCGUCAAAAAUCAAGGUGGAAAUUCUGCAUUUGUCUAAGAAGAACGAGAAUGGAAAAACAGGAUUUGAAGAUAAAUUUGAGCGUUUACAAUCAGUUACACCAGAAUUCCCGGAAGAACUUUGUGAAGCUGCACUUUCUGAUGAGAACAAAAAGAAAAAUCGUAAUCCUAAAAUACAUCCAACUGAAUCCAAUCGUCCUGCUCUUCGACGUAUUGAAAAUAAAGACAGUUCUGAUUACAUAAAUGCGUGUUUUGUUGAUGGUCAUUUGGGAAAGAAUUACUUUAUUGCAACACAAACACCUUUGAAGGAAACAGUAAACGACUUUUGGAGGAUGGUAACUCAGCAUGAAUGUACGACCAUUGUUUUGCUGAAUCAUCUAACUGAAGAUGAUGAGGAAUAUCCAAUGUUCUGGCCCACGAAGAGAGCAACAAGUCUUCCUUAUGGAACAUGUGCUGUUUUGUUUGAUUCAGUCGUAAAGAAAGACGAUAUCGUUAUCAGAAAGUUUAUCGCCUCUCCAUCUAUGGACGUCAGAGAAGGUCGAAUGGUCCGAAUGAUUCAGUAUUUAUCAUGGCCAAAUCAUGGCGUACCUAAAGAUGUGCACAGUUUGGUGGAUGUGCUAAAAGAGGUCGAAGAAGCGCAAAGAGCUGUGGAGGAAAAAGGCCCCGUUGUCGUAGUUUGCAGUGAUGGAGCAGGUAGAUCAGGCACCUAUAUCACAAUCUCUAAUCUUGUGGAUAGAGUUAAAAUCGUCCAAGUAGUAGAUGUGUUUCAGUGCAUAAAAUUGAUCCGAAUUGGACGCCCACAGUUUGUUGAGACAGUGGAACAAUUUAAACUUUGUUAUGAUGCAGUGGCAUGCGUGUUGGAAUCUUUCGAAGGGUAUUCAAAUUUCGCAGAUUUAGGAACGACUUGAAUUUGACUUUAGUUUGCACUUGUAAUUAAAUGUUGGUACUUACCUAUAUAUACACCUAUGUGAUCAGUCUUUAGCAUAAGGUCAAAGUAAAAUACUUCAUAGAAUUGAUAAAUAAAGGAAUGAAGUAGAUCUCAUCAAUAUUGAAUUAACUCAUGCGAAAUCUACUCGUAUUAGGUAGGUAAUAAUAAACUAUUUUAUUCUAUUUCUUUCGUAUUGAAACGUAUGAUGUGAUAUAUUAUAACGGUUGUGUAGAUAAUUAUCUGCAAUUUUGGAAUUAAUGAUAUGAUACGUUGUCACACGAAA